CAGGGUGGGGUGGAGGAGGCGGGGCCGACAGGCCCGGGACACUGGCCUCUGGGCCUAGGCUCAGUGAGGACUUUGGACCCACUGGGUAGACAGAAUGGAGGGAGAGUGGGAGUGGACGAUGGGGCCCCGAGCCCUGACGUUCCUGAGCAGGGGCUGCUCAGGUGACCAGAAGUCAGCAGUUUCCCAGAAGCCCCGGAGUCGGGGCAUCCUCCACUCGCUCUUCUGCUGUGUCUGCCGAGAUGAUGGGGAGGCCCUGCCCGCCCACAGUGGGGCUCCCCUGCUGGUGGAGGAAAAUGGCGCCAUCCCCAAGCAGACCCCAGUCCAGUACCUGCUUCCCGAGGCCAAGGCCCAGGACUCGGACAAGAUCUGCGUGGUCAUCGACCUGGACGAGACCCUGGUGCACAGCUCCUUCAAGCCAGUGAACAACGCUGAUUUUAUCAUCCCAGUGGAGAUCGAUGGAGUGGUUCACCAGGUCUAUGUGUUGAAGCGGCCCCACGUAGAUGAGUUCCUACAGCGAAUGGGCGAGCUCUUUGAGUGUGUGCUGUUCACUGCCAGCCUUGCCAAGUAUGCAGACCCUGUCGCUGAUCUGCUGGACAAGUGGGGAGCCUUCCGUGCCCGGCUGUUUCGAGAAUCGUGUGUCUUCCAUCGGGGGAAUUACGUAAAGGACCUGAGCAGGCUGGGCCGAGACCUGCGGAGGGUGCUCAUUUUAGACAACUCCCCCGCCUCCUACGUCUUCCAUCCAGACAAUGCCGUACCAGUGGCCUCGUGGUUUGACAACAUGAGCGACACUGAGCUACACGAUCUCCUGCCCUUCUUCGAGCAACUCAGCCGCGUGGAUGACGUCUACUCAGUCCUCAGGCAGCCUAGGCCCGGGAGCUAGUGAGGUGUCUUGGGGCCAGGAGCUGCCCCUCACCAAGGCCCACGCCUCCUCCCAGUGGACUGCGGGCACCCGCCUGUGCUGUUAAACAAAACUCACAGGCUACGCCACACUCGUGGCCCUGGGGGAGAGGGCGUCUCCUCUGCCUCUGCCGUGCUGCAUGGAGGACAGUGAGCCCUUGGGCCCCUGAGUCAGUGCCUUCGACCUUCUCCCCCUCUUCUCAGGGGACCUGGGAGGGGGGCCCUGCCUGCUGCUCUCCCCUUCAGUCUCCUCUUCUCCACGAUGCCAUGUUUCUCUGCUGCCAAAUUGGGCCUCUCAGCCCCAGGUGUGCUUUGGGGGGUAGGGGCAGGGUUUUUGCUGCCCCGUGCCUUGGAUACCAAGUGCCUUGCAUACAACCAACCCUCUUUGCUGAUCAGCUUUUCCCAGAUCUAGGCUGACCUGAGGGGAACCUGCCUCUCCCCUACCCCUCCUCGCUCCUGGGUCGAUGGUGCCCCACUAGUUUCUACGUGGGAGGGAGAGGAAGAAAGUCUAUUACCACUUGUAAAAGAGCUGGGGAACCUUCCUUAGGGCACACCCCCAGUCCGGCUUGUCCAAGGCUGAUGGCUGCUCCCUGUAUCAUUUAAACCCCAAAUCACCCCCAAAGCCCUGGGGCUUGGCAGGACUCCCCCCCCUCCCCCCCAUGGAGCCGUAUAAAUAUGUACAUGUGUAUAUAGAUUUUUUAAGGGAAGGAGAGAGAAAAGGGUGGGAGUAAACACUCCUCCCUCUCCCCUUCCCUGGGCCCAGAAAUUGGGGGGAUGGGGGAGGGAAAGGAUUUUUACAUUUUUAAAACUAUUUUCUGAAUGGAACAAGCUGGGCUGAGGGGUCAGGCCCGGCCUUCUGUCUGUCUCAGCCCUUUUACUAUUCGUUCAAAAAACAUUUAUUGAGUAUCUUCUGUGCCCAGCAGUGAGCUAGUCCCACCAAGCUGAGUGGGAGGGGGUUCUCUGCCUCAUCCCUGGUGCCUCACCUCCGGAAACCCCAGUCUUCACCAGUGCCUUCGCCUGAGUAUCUUCAGGAGGUGGGGUUCGGGAGGUCUCCAAACCUUACUAAGCAGGCCCACUCCCCCGUGCCAACUCCCCCAACCCCCUCCACUUCCCCCCUGCAGCCUGCUGGCUGGGGGCAGCUCCCAGGUCACUCUGUCAACUCUGACUUCUUUUUCUCAAGCCCUUCCCCAUACUUGCUGAGUCUGGAGUUCAAGCCUUCGGGCUCUCCCCAGAAUAUGAGGGUGAAGUGGACCCGCAAACAAGUGCCAAGGGAGUUGGUGAAGGGAGAGAGGAAAUGGGUGGCCUGGAUCCGAUGACCUUCCCGAUUAAGUGCCUUCUCUGUGACCCAGCACCUCGGUGUGAUCAGAACUAAAGAGAAAUGCUAGACCCCCUCCUA
Molecule: messenger RNA, 2293 nt
Organism: Psammomys obesus (fat sand rat)
Lineage: Eukaryota; Metazoa; Chordata; Mammalia; Rodentia; Muridae
Gene: Ctdsp1
Product: CTD small phosphatase 1
Exons: 7
Coding region: 95-880 (261 amino acids)
Molecular function (GO): RNA polymerase II CTD heptapeptide repeat phosphatase activity
Source: RefSeq, a predicted model, not a curated record